GCUUAUAAAAGGUUUAAUCCUUCAGUUUUGUGUUUGAUUUGUUUUCCAUUUCAAAAUAUAAGAAGAGAUGGAAUGCACUGCUGGCCAGGUCAUCCGUUGCAAAGCUGCUGUGGCGUGGGAAGCUGGGAAACCAUUGGUGAUUGAAGAAGUUGAAGUGGCUCCUCCACAGGCUAAUGAAGUUCGUUUGAAGAUCCUCUACACUUCCCUUUGUCACACUGAUGUUUACUUCUGGGAAGCCAAGGGGCAGAACCCUUUGUUUCCUAGAAUCUAUGGCCAUGAGGCUGGAGGGAUUGUGGAGAGUGUUGGUGAGGGGGUGACUGAUCUCAAACCAGGUGACCAUGUGCUCCCUGUGUUCACUGGAGAAUGCAAAGAUUGUGCUCACUGUAAAUCUGAAGAGAGCAACAUGUGCGAUCUUCUCAGGAUCAAUCCUGAUAGGGGUGUUAUGCUUAGUGAUGGAAAAUCAAGAUUCUCCAUCAAUGGCAAACCAAUUUAUCAUUUUGUUGGCACAUCAACCUUCAGUGAAUACACAGUGGUUCAUGUUGGGUGUGUUGCUAAGAUCAACCCCUUGGCUCCUCUUGACAAAGUUUGUGUUCUCAGCUGUGGAAUUUCAACAGGCCUUGGUGCCACUCUUAAUGUUGCCAAACCUGCAAAAGGGUCAUCAGUUGCUAUCUUUGGCUUGGGUGCUGUGGGGCUUGCUGCUGCUGAAGGAGCUAGGAUUGCUGGGGCUUCUAGGAUUAUUGGUGUUGAUUUGAAUUCAAAUAGAUUUGAAGGAGCAAAGAAAUUUGGAGUGACUGAAUUUGUGAACCCAAAAAACCACAAGAAACCAGUUCAAGAGGUUAUCGCUGAGAUUACCAAUGGAGGUGUGGACCGAAGCGUUGAAUGUACUGGAAAUGUUGACGCCAUGAUUUCUGCAUUCGAAUGUGUCCACGAUGGUUGGGGUGUUGCUGUUCUAGUGGGGGUACCUCAUAAAGAUGCGGUGUUCAAGACUCACCCCGUGAACUUACUGUGUGAAAGAACAGUCAAGGGCACAUUCUUUGGAAACUACAAGCCUCGUUCUGACCUUCCCUCUGUGGUGGAAAAAUAUAUGAACAAGGAGCUUGAGCUAGAAAAGUUCAUCACACAUUCAGUUUCGUUCUCAGAGAUCAACAAGGCCUUCGAGCUUAUGCUUAAAGGCGAAAGCCUUCGAUGCAUUAUCCGCAUGGAAGAGAACUGAUUCGAAGAAGCAGAGUUUUCUGGAGUUGCCCAUAAAUAAAAAAGCACUUUUUUUAUGUAUAAAAUUGUGUCUUUUGUGUUCAGUUGCUGUACUCUUGCAUAUUACUUUUGCAUAAAAUCAAAACACUUUUAUUAGCAUAA
Molecule: messenger RNA, 1353 nt
Organism: Mangifera indica (mango)
Lineage: Eukaryota; Viridiplantae; Streptophyta; Magnoliopsida; Sapindales; Anacardiaceae
Product: alcohol dehydrogenase
Exons: 10
Coding region: 68-1213 (381 amino acids)
Biological process (GO): formaldehyde catabolic process
Cellular component (GO): cytosol
Molecular function (GO): S-(hydroxymethyl)glutathione dehydrogenase [NAD(P)+] activity; zinc ion binding
Source: RefSeq, a predicted model, not a curated record